This is a messenger RNA of Malania oleifera, 1921 nucleotides long. RefSeq lists its product as uncharacterized. The coding region runs from base 996 to 1568 and encodes 190 amino acids. The record is from RefSeq and is a predicted model, not a curated record. Lineage: Eukaryota; Viridiplantae; Streptophyta; Magnoliopsida; Santalales; Ximeniaceae. The transcript is spliced from 9 exons.
UGCCCCUUCACAGCUUCACUUCAGACUUCAGUCGUUUGCAGCCCUACCACUACCAGUUCGCAGUCGCCUCUCAGCGCCGCUCUUCUGCGACUCUGCUGACUGCUUCGACUUCUCACUUCGCCUCUCCAUGUCUCGUCAUCCGUAGCCCGUAGGAGCCCAGCGGAAGCGCAGACGCAGGCGCGCAGUCCCUCAGCCACGCGAUUGAGGUGACCUAAAGCCUAAAGGGCAGUAUCAAAGUGCCUAGGGGUGAACCUGAUCCAAGCACCAUAUUUCAUGCAGUUGCUUCAUAAACAUGGCCGGCUGGGUUAUGCCUUCUGAGUUCUGAAACAUCUUCUUUGUGGGGCUAUUAUCAGAACCUGGAAAUUCACUAAUUGCUGGUUGCAUGGUAACAAGAAAUAUUGCGAACAAAUUUGAUACAGCAGCUUUGAAUCAUUCAUGAUUUUGGGUGAUUGAUUGAUAGUAAUUAAGACCUUUUUAAGCGGUAAUAUGUUCAUAUUUAAUUAUAUUUUUGCAUUUUCAAAAUAAUUAGGUUUAAGGAAUUUGUUUUAUAUUUAGAUAAAACUAUAUGAUGAUGCAUGUUUAUUUUUGUUUGUUAUGAGCCAAGCCCGAGCUUGAGCCCAAGUGAGCCCGAGCCAAUAAUUUUAGUCUUGAGCUGAGCUUGAGUCUUACUUCCUGACUUCUAACUGAGCCGAGCCCCAGCCUAGCGCUGAUUCUACUGAGCUGAGCCUGAACAUGUUGAAGCUCGGCUUGGCUCGGUUCUGCUCGUUUGCAGCCCUAGCCAGCCACGACCUUCCUAGCUCUGCCGCCUCUGCACCUCUGCGGCUCUACCUCUAUCUUCUUCUAACUUUCCAGCUUCAACUCGUCAAUGAAUUGGCUUCAAGGUCCAUCUGCUCCGGCAAUGAGUUAGUGAUCGAGGUCCAUUUUCUGUGGUUUAGCUCCGAGUCUCUGGCAAAUCAGCUCCGAGUCUCUGAUGGGAAUCUGAUUUUAGAAGCGGCAUGAAGCUGAAGCCACUGUGCAGGAAGGUUUAUGAUUAUGUUCGCUAUGAUCUGAAAGAGAUUGCUUUCCCUUCAUCAUUGCCUGAUUCCCCACAUAUAAAAAAGCGACGGAAACUAACUUGGAAAGAGCGAUAUUAUGUGUUGAAGGAGGCAUCAAGGCUGUAUGCUGCGAGCUGGGUACGGGAUAUUGGUCCUGAUCUCCGGCCUAAUGACUAUAAAAAGGAUGAAGAAGGCAGAGAUGAAGGUGGCGGAGUGAAGGCUGCAGGCAAAGAGAAGGAACCCUCCACAUUGGAGGAUCUUGGAUGCAGGAGAAGCGGAUAUUACAUAAAGAGAAGCGGUUGCAGUGGCCGUGAAUUUUUUUUCAUGCAUGCACAACCAUGCCAAAAUUAUAAACAUGUGCAGACUUAUCAGAAGGAGGCUCAUGGCCAUUUGGAUCUAUUACUUGAUCGAGAUUGGGAGUGGACUCAUGGUUGCUUGGAGCUAUUACCGGUUCUAACUCUCUUGGUGCCUCAGCUGUGGCUGCUAGAGGAGGAAUGGAGACACUCAGGCCUGCUUUGCAGCGGGUGUACAUGACAAGAGCUUCUGCUUAUAGAGAUGCUCUCAAAAGUUUCAUUGGAGGGUAUCAGGAAGGUGUACAAGAAGUAAUGAAGAAGAAAGAAGAUUUCAGCUCCGAGCAGGAAGAUGAUGACGGUCCCCAAAAACCAACUCUCUAAUUAGAGGCAGUUUUGACGAGAUACAGGUUGUACAGCUUUUCCAUAUUGCAGUUUGUUUGUAAAGAAUGCUGACAUGAUUGAUUUUCUUUUAGGGAACUUUUAGGAGUGUUUUGUAUGUAUAUUUUUCCUUUUAGACAUACUACAAUCAUGCGACUUGCCAUUGCUUGAACUUAUUUCACAAAUAAGUUGAUUUGCGCUUGACGCAGUUGGUUU